This is a messenger RNA of Alternaria atra, 1032 nucleotides long. RefSeq lists its product as uncharacterized. Bases 1 to 1032 code for a protein of 343 amino acids. The record is from RefSeq and is a predicted model, not a curated record. The transcript has a single exon. NCBI's taxonomy places the organism in Eukaryota, Fungi, Ascomycota, Dothideomycetes, Pleosporales, Pleosporaceae.
AUGGCAGUCACCUACGCCGCCGCCGUCAGCACGCCCAACGGCGGACUCCGGCAGCCUCAAAUCCAAGCCCGAGCCUGUUCAGACCCAGAUCUACACGCAUCCUUUGAAGCGGCACAAACGCAGCAGCAGCAACAGCAAGAGCAGCCCAAGAAACCCCAACGACCUGGUGCAGGAAUCCGCGCAAAGACAAGUUUCCGCGGCUGGAGCACCAAGAAGGAAGGGAAAACUAGCCCAAAACAAGCUAACAAUGAGCCGUAUGUUGUGGAAGAAAGCCGACCUUCAGGACAUUAUCCUAGGCAGGAGUAUAGACCCAAUACCGCGAGCCAGGAUGAACAAGUCUAUGUUCUUACGCUGAAACUUACGGAUUCCCUGGCUAAACCCAUGGAUGAGAUGCGGAAUCGGUAUUUUCCUAAACAUCUGAAUCGCACUGGGGCGCACUUGACACUUUUCCAUGCUUUGCCGCAUUCGCAUAUGGAGGCGCUGGAACAGGGGCUUGCGCAGGUGGCCACGAGCAUGAAGCCGUUUGAUGUGUCAACUGGCAAGCCGUUUCGGAUGCGCAAGGGUGUUGGCAUCAAUGUGGAUGAGGGGUAUAAGAAGAUGAAAGAUGUGCAUGGGGAUUUGCAGUCCCAAUGGUCCGCGUUCCUUAGUGAGCAGGAUGCAGGCGGGUUUCGACCUCAUUGGACUGUCAUGAACAAAGUUGAUGAUGAGCAAAAGGUUGACGGGGCCUUUGCGACGAUCAGACAGGAGUUGAGCGAGAGUAAUCAGGAGGGGAGGGCUGUGGGAUUGGAUCUGUGGAGGUAUGAGCGUGGGAACUGGAUCUUCGCAAAGGAGUAUGUGUUUGGUGAUGCUGCUGUUAAGACACCGACGAGGGCGCAUACGUCGGGGUCGCCGGGAAAUAGAGGCUCGCACUUGUCGCCUUCUCCACAGAACCAGAGUCCUACGGAUGGGCCGGGCAAGAGACCGGGUAUGUUCAAGCGGGGAAGUAGCGUGGGUGAUGCUUUGAGGUCCAUGAGCUUUAGGAAGAGAAGCUGA